Molecule: messenger RNA, 2966 nt
Organism: Anolis carolinensis (green anole)
Lineage: Eukaryota; Metazoa; Chordata; Lepidosauria; Squamata; Anolidae
Product: rho GTPase-activating protein 24
Exons: 3
Coding region: 1665-2213 (182 amino acids)
Source: RefSeq, a predicted model, not a curated record
CCGUGAUAUUGUUGUUGUUGUUGUUGUUGUUGUUAUUAUUAUUAUUAUUAUUAUUAUUAUUAUCAUUAUCAAGAGGCUGUAUGGCCUGGAUGUAUGGACUGGAUGGCCUUUAGGGGUCUCUCUUAUUUCUGUGACUGUAGGAUUGUAUUAUUAUUUUUAUUGUGGCAAUAUUGGAAGGCCAUCUAUCAGGAGUGUUUGGAUUGUGUCCUCCUAUAUGGUAGAAGGAAGUUGUACUGGAUGAUCUUUAGGGGUCUGUGCAAACCUUAGGAUUGUAUGUUGUUGUUGUUGUUGUUGUUGUUGUUGUUGUUAUUAUUAUUGAGAGGUUGGGUCACCAUCUGUUGGGAGUGGUUGGAUUGUGUCCUGCAUGGCAGAUCGUGGGAGGUGUUAGCUGGCCCUGAUUGUUUAGUGUCUGGAAUUCCCCUGUUGUAAGAGUGUUGUUUUUUAUUUGGUGUUCUGAUUUUAAGCUUGUUAAAAUAUUAGAAGUUAUGUUGUGUUGAUUGUCAUGGUUUAUAGCAUAUAUUUAAAAUAUUGAAUAUUAAAAUGGGUUGGAUAUUGUAGAAGGUUGGAUAAGGGAGAGUGUAGUGGAAAUAAAUAAUAUAAAUAAAUAAAGUGUGUGUAUAUAUAAUUAUAUAUAUAGUAUAUAAUUGUAUAUCUUGUAGAGCUUCUGUGUGUCUUUGUGGAAUAGUGUAGAAUGACUGGUGGGCGGGUUUGCUUCUUUUUCUUUCUGUUGUGAGAGUGAAUAAUCCGGAUAAUAGGUGGGCGCUAGGACCCAGGGGACAGCAUUUUCCCAUUGCCUGCCUUUCCUCUAGCCGGCAAGCUGGAUUGUUCUGGUCUGGCCAUGAGGCUUCUCCUUCCCCCCCGGCAUGGCUCCCCGCGUCCGUGGUUCUCUCCUUUUAGUGAGGGAAAGUGGGUGCCGCCAUUGUUGCUCUCCUGGUCAGGAGAAGCAGGAGGAGCUGGGAGAGUGCGGCUGACAUGCUGGUCAUGGAGGAGGCCAGAGGUUGUGUCGUAGGUUCCUGCAAAAAAUAUUGUAGUGACGGAAUAAAGGGAAUGAAUUAACUACAGCUCACCUAAGAAACAAAAUAAGGAUUUGUCACUACCAACUACAGUUCUCCAUUAAUUUAGCUUUUUCGUGACAGCCAAUAAUAGUAUAUCCAGAAUGAAUUUAUUAUACUUCUCUUCUUGCCUACAAAAAAGGUGUAUUUAUGAAAGACAGCCUGCAAGUAUUCCCACAGCUUUCACUAUUUUCUUCUUCUGAUCUUUGGAUGAAUGACUUCCACAAAGAGUUUGGGAAACUCCUUAACAAGCAGCUUAUAGAUUAAGCCAGUGUUCCUUCCAGCCAUAUCCACCAAUGUUACAAAGAAAAAAAAAGAAAAAAAAAAGGGGGGGGGUAAUAAAGGAGCCAGUGUCUCUGGUGGGAAGGCACAAGCCCUGAUUGCAAGAAGACAUGUGCAGUACAGCAACUUGAGGCGUUUCCCAUUCCAUACCAAGAACAGUCUGGAAAUGAAACAAGACCCAGGCUCUAAUAAAGUGGAUUCUUUCCAAGCAUUUGAGAAGCUUUGGACAGCUGCAAUUAGGAUGGGAAGUUUCAGAGUCUGGGGCGAAACGAGAAAACAUUCGAACCAAAACCAUUUCUCACCUAGAACCAAGCUGAAUGCACUUGUCCAAUGAGCUGCAAGGAGAUAAACAAAGUGACUGAGAUCUCAUGGAAGAACUGCUCAGAUGACUUGGUGUGUGAAGAAGAGCUAUUGUUUGCCAGUGUCAAAUGCACAGAAGAUUCUGUAGAAACAAGCAAGGCAACAACAAACCUUUUGGAGUUUCAAGACAGCUUGGAAAAAGGCCAGAUGAACAACUGUAAAGAAGGCCCCCUUCCCAACAAUGGCAUCUCAACAAGCCAAAGCUCCUUGCAGUGCCACUUUGUCAGCCUGAAGCAGCAGAUUGCCCAGCAGAAGGCAGAGUACGAAGCAAAGGUUUUCAGCCUAGAGCAACAGAACGAAGAAUUACAGCUAGAGAUUAAGGAUCUGCAUUCAAAACUAGGACAGCACCGGAAGUGGUAUCAUUUGGUGGAAAUUAAAAUGCGCAAUGCGGAGAGGGCACAUGAAGAUGCAGAGAGAAGGAAUCAACUCCUUCAGAAGGAAAUGGAAGAAUUUUUUGAUACUUUUGGAGAACUGACAAAUGAAAUAAAGACACCAGGGCAAGCUGCUCAACAUUUUUAGAUGCUCGUUGGCCUGAAAAUGAAACAAUGCCUUCUAAAUUACUAUUCAAAUGAAAAAGGUAAAAAUCCUGGACUUUUCUUUUCAAAUCAAUAUAAUCAGAGCAUUAUAAAAGAUGCUUCUUGCUUAUAUUUUAAAUAAAACAUUUAAAUUGUACUUUAUAGAUUGGCAUUCCAUACAUUUUGUAGAAAACCAAAAUUAUUCUCUGUAAAGAAUUAAAAAAAAAACAGGAUUAAGAUGUUAAUUAAGAGGGAGGAAAUGGAAUAUGGAAAAAUUUGGAAUGAAGCAAAUUUUUGAAAAAUGUCAGGUGCUAGGAAAGGCUGCAAAAGGAAGCUAUUGGUACUACUAUCAAAAUUGUGGUAAAUCUCAGCCUGGUGCCCACAAAAGGAGAAAAGUAGAGGACAGAAUGCUUGGGAUAACUCUGAAGUGUGAAAUCAUUUUCCAGGCUUUUGCAAUCAAUUCAAAAUAUUACAAGGUGCAAAAAACACAGGAAGACUACAAGGCUCCAUCAUUGGCCACAAAAAUGUGCUGGGAAAUCUCACAUGUCACGAUGCUCAGAUGGUUAUUGCAGUAAAUGGAAACAUGGAAAAGCUGGAGAAUAAACACACAUUUUCAGAAAAGUAGGGCUACUAUUCAGAAAAAAGGAGGCAGCUAGAAUCAUCCACCCAUUAUCUUUAAAAAUAUUGUAACAUUGAAAUAAAAUAACUUGAAACAGAGAGUAGGACAAGGGAAAUAAAAGUAUCUUUGUUAAAUCUG